Messenger RNA from Eutrema salsugineum, 450 nucleotides. RefSeq names its product putative two-component response regulator ARR21. NCBI's taxonomy places the organism in Eukaryota, Viridiplantae, Streptophyta, Magnoliopsida, Brassicales, Brassicaceae. The record is from RefSeq and is a predicted model, not a curated record. Gene Ontology annotation, biological process: cytokinin-activated signaling pathway; phosphorelay signal transduction system. The coding region runs from base 1 to 450 and encodes 149 amino acids. The transcript is spliced from 4 exons.
AUGACAGCUAAUGAUUCGUCAGAAGCAGUAUCUACGCUUAGAGUCCAACGCAACAACAUUGAUCUUGUAAUCACCGAUUAUCACAUGCCUGGUCUGAAUGGAGUUCAACUUAAAAAGAGGAUUGAUGAAGAAUUUGGAAAUUUGCCUGUCAUUGUGAUUUCAGCAGACAUGAACAAUGCAAUUGAGCGAGAGACUCUAUCCUCUGGUGCAAUGUGCUUCCUGAGAAAACCGAUCAAAGCAAACGACCUCAACAUCAUAUGGAAACAUGCUUUAAACUACAAGAUGAAUGGCAGUUCAAAGCAAAUCCAGAAGACAAAUUCAACCUGCAAUCCUUAUGAUGGAGAUUCUCGACCACAUGCCAAGUCGAAAAUCAAAUGGACGAGAUCUCUUGAGAGUCUAUUUUACAAGGCCAUUCAACACAUUGGUGUUCAUAGUAAAGGCUACGCCUAA